This is a messenger RNA of Ziziphus jujuba (common jujube), 660 nucleotides long. RefSeq lists its product as uncharacterized. The record is from RefSeq and is a predicted model, not a curated record. The transcript has 2 exons. Lineage: Eukaryota; Viridiplantae; Streptophyta; Magnoliopsida; Rosales; Rhamnaceae. The coding region runs from base 1 to 660 and encodes 219 amino acids.
AUGGAGAAAAUCCUAAAAGAAGGGAUACAGUGCCCCGACGAAGGUAUGGCUAGGAUCUCCGGUUUCAUGUUAGAAGGAGACUCCUGGAAGUGGUGGAAAGUGGAAAAAACUCGUAGAAGGCAUACAUGGGAUCAGUUUAAGGUUGUCUUCACUACCGAAUAUUGCCCUCUUGCCUAUCGUGAGGCCAGAAGGAGAGAGUUUGAGGAGCUGCAACAGGGGAACAUGACUGUUUCCGAGUACGAGAGAAAGUUUCGGGAACUAUCUGAAUUCUGCAUGCACAUGAUUCCCGAUGACCAUACGAAGAAGGUGAGGUUUAUAGAUGGCUUGAACGAGAACAUAGCCCUCACCCUUACUGGAUCAGUGCAUCCUACUUAUCAGUCCGCUAGGGAUGCAGCGCUGGAAUUAGAGAGGCAGGUGGAGAUGCACAAACCUUCGAGGCGUAGAUCAUUUGAAGGUGGGGCACCUAGUCAGGGAGCAUCCAGGAAGAGCCAUAGUUCGGCUCAUCGAGUAGUGGUGGACCGAGCCCACGAGACAGAUUUCAGCGGAGAAGCAGUUAUCUGUGGGCAGCCAAACCAUAUAAGGAGGGAGUGCCCUUAUGGUAGUGGCAGUGUGUUAGGGGCAGGUAGGCGAGCACAGCAUAUUAGUGAAUUUCAGGGUUAG